This is a messenger RNA of Triticum dicoccoides, 1383 nucleotides long. Its product is annotated as dihydrolipoyllysine-residue acetyltransferase component of acetoin cleaving system-like. NCBI's taxonomy places the organism in Eukaryota, Viridiplantae, Streptophyta, Magnoliopsida, Poales, Poaceae. The record is from RefSeq and is a predicted model, not a curated record. The transcript has 3 exons. Bases 97 to 1077 code for a protein of 326 amino acids.
ACUAUAAGACGCACGUCGAGGCAGACAGAUAUCUCAGAAGAAGCAGAGCUUGACAGAGCUGAGCAGAGCGAGAGAGAGACAGACACAUAGACAGCAAUGGGGUUCGGCGUGGUGUCCCUGCUCAACGCGGUGUUCCGCCGGGCCUUCACCUCGGCCGGCCUCCGUCCCAGCUCCGUCGCCGUCGAUGCCGACACCACGCUCCACUUCUGGGCGCACCCCUCCCUCCUCUCCUCCCCCGACGCCGAGUCCAAGCAGCGGGGGCGGCGGCCGGUGGUGGUGCUGAUCCACGGCUUCGGCCCGGACCCGACGUGGCAGUGGGCGUCGCAGGUGGGCCCGCUGUCCAAGCACUUCGACCUCAUCGUGCCCACGCUGCUCUUCUUCGGCGCCUCCACCACGCGGGCCCCGGGCCGCUCCGACGCGUUCCAGGCCGCCGCCAUCGCCAAGCUCCUCGCCAGCGACCACCUCGCCGCCGGGGAUGGGCGGGUGGUGCACGUGGUGGGCACCAGCUACGGCGGGCUGGUGGCGUACCACCUGGCGCGGGCGCUGCAGCAGGGAGGCGGAGCGUGGACGGUGGGGAAGGUGGCGGUCUGCAGCUCGGACCUGGCCAAGGGCCCCGAGGACGACCGGGCGCUGGCGGCCAAGGGCGGCGUGGCGGACGUGACGGAGCUGAUGGUGCCGGCGGACACCAAGGCGCUGCGGCGGCUGAUGGACAUCUGCGCGCACGGCCCGCCCAAGUACCUCCCCGAGUGCCUCGCCCGCGACCUCCUCCGGUGCUUCGCUGUCCAGAGAGAGGGGAAGAUCGAGCUGAUCAAGGGGAUCGCCUCCGGGCACGGCUUCCAGAUCACUCCUCUCCCUCAGGAAGUGUUGAUCGUGUGGGGCGAGUUCGACCAGAUCUUCCCGGUGGUCAAGGCGCACAAGGUGAAGGAGAAGCUCGGGGAGAAGGCGACGGUGAGGAUCAUCCCCAACACGGGCCACCUGCCGCAGCAGGAGGACUCCAAGCUCUUCAACCAGAUCCUCCUCGACUUCCUGCUGCCUCCGCCUUCCUCCUCCAAUGGCGCCGCCGCCGCCGCCAAGUAGCUAGCCACAGAGACCGCCACUCACUUGAUGCCGUGCAGGUUAAUUUUGAUAUAUAGAGUGGGGUGCAAUGUAGUACUAGUAAUUAAGUGGCAUCAGUGGACUCGUAAUUGGGCGUAUAAGGAAGGUGGUGAUGUGUUGUUUCAUGCGCGCAUCGCCUUCUUCCGAUUCAUAUACGAUGAUCGAUCGGUACGAGACUCUUUCGAUCGUCUUUGUUUUACUUUGAAACGAGAGGACAGUUUUCAGUGUCAUACAUACAUAUAUCCGCCGGCAUUUGGUCUUCUCUCAUGUACGGACGUUUCAUGUCGA